Messenger RNA from Closterium sp. NIES-65, 2859 nucleotides. Lineage: Eukaryota; Viridiplantae; Streptophyta; Zygnematophyceae; Desmidiales; Closteriaceae. The record is from the annotation of a GenBank genome assembly.
AUGGUCGUAGACGUAGACGUGGACGUGGACGUGGACUUCGACGUGGACGUGGAGGUGGACGUGGACGUGGACGUGGACGUGGACGUGGACAUGGACGUGGACGUGGACGUGGACGUGGACAUGGAUGUGGACGUGGACAUGGACGUGGACGUGGACGUGGAGGUGGACGUGGACGUGAAGGUGGACGUGGACGUGGACAUGGAUGUGGACGUGGACAUGGACGUGGACGUGGACGUGGAGGUGGACGUGGACGUGAAGGUGGACGUGGACGUGGACGUGGACGUGGACGUGGACGUGGACGUGGACAUGGACGUGGACGUGGACAUGGAGGUGGACGUGGACGUGGACGUGGACGUGGACAUGGACGUGGACGUGGACGUGGAGGUGGACGUGGACGUGGACAUGGACAUGGACGUGGACAUGGACGUGGACGUGGAGGUGGACGUGGACGUGGACGUGGACAUGGACGUGGACGUGGACGUGGACGUGGACGUGGACGUGGACAUGGACGUGGACAUGGACGUGGACGUGGACGUGGACGUGUACGUGGACAUGGACGUGGACGUGGACGUGGACGUGGAAAUGGACAUGGACGUGGACGUGGACGUGGACGUGGACGUGGACGUGGACGUGGACAUGGAUGUGGACAUGGACGUGGACGUGGACGUGGACGUGGACUUGGACGUGGACAUGGACGUGGACGUGGACCUGGUCGUGGACGUGGACGUUGACGUGGACGUGGACAUGGACGUGGACGUGGACGUGGACGUGGACGUGGACAAAGACAUGGUCGUAGACGUAGACGUGGACGUGGACGUGGACAUCGACGUGGACGUGGAGGUGAACGUGGACGUGGACGUGAUCGUGGACGUGGACGUGGACGUGGACGUGGACGUGGAUGUGGACAUGGACGUGGACGUGGACAUGGAUGUGGACGUGGACGUGAACGUGGAGGUGGACGUGGACGUGGAGGUGGACGUGGACGUGGACGUGGACGUGGACAUGGACGUGGACGUGGACGUGGACAUGGACGUGGACGUGGACGUGGAAAUGGACGUGGACGUGGACGUGGACUUGGACGUGGACAUGGACGUGGACGUGGACGUGGAGGUGGACGUGGAGGUGGACGUGGACAUGGACAUGGACGUGGAGGUGGACGUGGACGUGGGCAUGGACGUGGACGUGAACGUGGACGUGAACGUGGACGUGGACGUGGACGUGGACGUGGACAUGGACGUGGACAUGGACGUGGACGUGGACGUGGACGUGGAGGACUUGGACGUGGACAUGGACGUGGACGUGGACGUGGACAUGGACGUGGACGUAGACGUGGACGUGGACGUGGACGUGGACCUAGACGUGGACGUGGACGUGGACGUGGACGUGGACCUGGACGUGGACGUGGACGUGGACGUGGACGUGGACGACUUGGACGUGGACAUGGACGUGGACGUGGAAGUGGACGUGGACGUGGACGUGGACCUGGACGUGGACGUGGACGUGGACGUGGACCUGGACGUGGACGUGGACGUGGACGUGGAUGUGGACGUGGACGUGGAUCUGGACGUGGACAUGGACGUGGACGUUGACGUGGACAUGGAUGUGGACGUGGACAUGGACGUGGAGGACUUAGACGUGGACAUAGACGUGGACGUGGACGUGGACGUGGACAUGGACGUGGACGUGGACGUGGACGUGGACAUGGACGUGGACAUGGACGUGGACAUAGACGUGGACGUGGACGUGGACGUGGACCUGGACGUGGAUGUGGACCUGGACGUGGACGUGGACGUGGACCUAUACGUGGACGUGGACGUGGACGUGGAGGUGGACUUGGACGUGGACGUGGACGUGGACUUGGACUUGGACGUAGACGUGGACAUGGACGUGGACGUGGACGUGGACGUGGACAUUGACGUGGUCGAGGACGUGGACGAGGACGUGGACAUGGACGUGGUCGUGGACAUGGACGUGGUCGUGGACGUGGUCGUGGACGAGGACGUGGUCGUGGACAUGGUCGUGGACGUGGACAUGGACGUGGACGCGGACGUGGACAUGGACGUGGACGCGGACGUGGACGUGGACGUGGACGUGGACAUGGACGUGGACGUGGACAUGGACGUGGAGGACUUGGACGUGGACAUGGACGUGGACGUGGACGUGGACGUGGACGUAGACGUGGACGUGGACGUGGACGUGGACGUGGACCUGGACGUGGACCUGGACGUGGACGUGGACCUAUACGUGGACGUGGACGUGGACGUGGAGGUGGACUUGGACGUGGACGUGGACGUGGACUCGGACGUGGACGUAAACGUGGACGUGGACGUGGACGUGGACGUGGACAUGGACGUGGACGUGGACGUUGACGUGGUCGAGGACGUGGACGAGGACGUGGACAUGGACGUGGUCGUGGACAUGGACGUGGUCGUGGACGUGGUCGUGGACGUGGACGUGGUCGUGGACAUGGUCGUGGACGUGGACAUGGUCGUGGACGUGGACAUGGACGUGGACGUGGACGUGGACUUGGACCUUGACGUGGACAUGGACGUGGACCUUGACGUGGACGUGGACAUGGACGUGGACGUGGACAUGGACGUGGACAUGGACGUGGACGUGGACAUGGACGUUGACGUGGUCGAGGACGUGGACGAGGACGUGGACGUGGACGUGGACGUGGACAUGGACGUGGUCGUGGACGUGGUCGUGGACGUGGACGUGGUCGUGGACAUGGUCGUGGACGUGGACAUGGACGUGGACGUGGACGUGGCAUGGACGUGGACGUGGAUGUGGACAUGCACGUGGACGUGGACGUGGACGUGGACAUGGACGUGGACGUGGACGUGGACGUGGACAUAG